Messenger RNA from Puccinia graminis f. sp. tritici CRL 75-36-700-3, 906 nucleotides. RefSeq lists its product as uncharacterized. The record is from RefSeq and is a predicted model, not a curated record. NCBI's taxonomy places the organism in Eukaryota, Fungi, Basidiomycota, Pucciniomycetes, Pucciniales, Pucciniaceae. Bases 1 to 906 code for a protein of 301 amino acids. The transcript has 4 exons.
AUGUCUAAGAAUGGCUUCACGGCAUAUGAUAUUACGAUUGGUCAAGAAGUCCAUUGCCCAAAUCAACUUAGAACCAUGGAAAAAACAAUUGAAAAUUCUAAAAAGCUCUGGACGUGCGCCAAGAAGCCUUUCAUGAACGUGGAAAAAUUGGCUACUGAAUCAGCAAAGUUGGCCAUUCGUGAUCAAAUAAAUUUGAAAUUCUGCAAAGAGUUAUUUGCCUUUGAAGCAGAAAAAACCGCAAUACUCCAAGAAGGCGAAGAAUUACCACAUCAUAUGGAUCAAGAAAUUCCUCAAAAAUUGGUGGAUAUGGAAGAAAAUCAACCAAAAAAAAUGUUCAAUCAAUUUUUGGAUUUGAAAGGUUUUGACAUGGUCAUGGAUACACCUGUCGAAAUAUUACACGGUCUUCUGCUUGGACCUGUCAAAUAUUUGUUUCAAGAUUUCAUGAAGGGCUUGGAUGAAGAUCAACAAAAAGAACUGCUGGCUUUAUGGAAUUCUUUCAACACAGACUCUCUCAAUAUCCCUUCAAUCAGACCAACAAGUAUGGUACAAUAUUCUUCAAGCUUGAUUGGUAAAGACUUCAGAAUAAUUCUUCAAGCCGCUCCCUUCAUCUUUUUCCAAUUCAUGACUCCAUCCGACAUCAACAUCUGGUCUUCUCUCUGUCAUCUUGGCUCUUUGAUCUUCCAAACUCACAUUGAAGAUAUGGAAACAUAUAUUUCUGAUUUGAGUAACCACAUUGACAUAUUCCUAAAUCAUGUGCUUCAAGACACUGCUCAAUGGGUCAAUAAAGCCAAAUUCCAUAUGUUACUUCAUCUUCCAGAAUCUAUCCUUCGAUUUGGGCCUGCUUCCCUUUUUGCUACUGAAAAAUUUGAAAGCUAUAAUGCAAUUAUCACUCUUUCCGUCAAAUAA